Leptonychotes weddellii (Weddell seal) is the source of this 450-nucleotide messenger RNA. Lineage: Eukaryota; Metazoa; Chordata; Mammalia; Carnivora; Phocidae. The record is from RefSeq and is a predicted model, not a curated record.
AUGCUUCCAUUAACUGGAAAAACAAUCAUCUUUGAUAACUUUCCUGAUCCUUCUGAUACGUGGGAAAUCACCGAAACGAUUGGCAAAGGAACUUACGGGAAAGUUUUUAAAGUAUUGAAUAAGAAAAAUGGCCAAAAAGCAGCAGUGAAAAUUCUGGACCCAAUUCAUGAUAUCGAUGAAGAGAUUGAAGCAGAGUAUAGCAUCUUAAAGACGCUUUCCGACCACCCCAAUGUCGUCAGAUUCUACGGGAUGUACUUUAAGAAGGAUAAAAUAAAUGGAGACAAGCUGUGGUUGGUUCUUGAGGGCCUUCAGCAUUUGCAUAACAACAAAACCAUCCACCGUGAUGUAAAAGGAAAUAACAUUCUGUUGACCACUGAGGGUGGAAUCAAACUCGUAGAUUUUGGAUUUUCACUAUCUAUUUGGUCCUUAUCCUUUGAUAAAAAUACUUAG